Lycium ferocissimum is the source of this 1230-nucleotide messenger RNA. RefSeq lists its product as uncharacterized. The transcript is spliced from 3 exons. Bases 41 to 970 code for a protein of 309 amino acids. The record is from RefSeq and is a predicted model, not a curated record. NCBI's taxonomy places the organism in Eukaryota, Viridiplantae, Streptophyta, Magnoliopsida, Solanales, Solanaceae.
UUCUUUUCCUUUUCUUUUCUAUGUCUAUUUCAGGUUCUAAAUGACCGUUACAAGAAACAUGGAGGAUGUUCAGAAUUUUCUUCAAGAAAAUCCAAAUAUCAGAGAAGAAAAUAAGAUCAUAGGCAGUUUCUUUCAUGGGAAUAAUAUCUUUAUACUUACAAAUGAAGAAGAACAAAAAGAAGAAGAUUGCAAUUACAAUAAUGAUGAAAAUCCCUCUAUAUAUGUAUUUGGUUGUGAGGAUAUUGAUGAUGAUGAUAAUAAUAAUAAUAUUAAUGAGCCACAAGGCACCAUGGAAACAGCUAUCUAUUGGGAAUCACAAGAAGCCUUGCUUCAGGAAAUAUUGGAGCAAUAUAGGUUGAUUGGAUCAAAAGUACGAGAAGGGAUAACAAGAAAUGUAGAACGAGCUAGAGAGGGAAAUAUAUGUGAAUGCUCAAAUCCAAAAGUAGGUGCAUCAUGUGCUAAGUGCUUCAGAAAAAGAGUUGUGCAUCACCUCUGUGAAAAGGGUUUCAAUGCUAGCCUUUGUACUUCCAAAUGGAACCACACCUCCAAGAUGCCAGGAGGGAGACACGAAUACAUAGAAGUGAUAGCAAGCACACAGGGAAGAAAGAAGAAAGUUCCAUUGUUGAUAGAAUUGGAAUUCCGAGAUGAAUUCAAGAUGGCAAAAGCAUGCAAAGAAUACUCAAAACUGAUAAGCCAAUUGCCAGAGGUAUUCAUAGGGAAAUCUGAGCACUUAAAUGCCAUUGUUCGAUUGAUGUGUGAUGCAGCAAAGAGAUCAACAGCACAACAAAGGAUCCAUUUGGGUCCAUGGAGAAAGAGGAACUUCAUGCAGAUGAAAUGGUCGUCUUAUAAUUCAGAAAAGAGAAUUGAUAAUCAAAUUACUUUGAGUAAACUAAGGCAAGAAGCACUUUUGAGUGAUGUUAGGCCUGCUGGUUUAGAGUUUGCUGCUGGAACUGCUGUCAAAGUUGCAUAAAUUCUGAAUCAAAAUAGACAAUUGCAUUUUCCCUGCUGGUCUUGGAUAAAUAUAGGCUAGCUAUUCGGAAAUUUUUUAAUCAUUUUGACAUUAAUUAUGACUUUCCCAAGUUGUUAUUAUCCUAGUUUUCUCUUUUUUUAUGGAACAUAUAUAUGUGAAGAGUUACGUACUAACGGCACGUCUAGCUAUCAAAUACUACAAUUUCACUACUUGUAAGUCUUAAUUUCACGAAUGGUUAUUCAAAUGCUUAAGUUUAUUGC